AUGGCGAUGAACAAGCAGGAGGCAAUCCGCUCGGCUGUGUCUGUGCCUGUGCUCCGCCUCCUCGGGGUUCUCUUCCUGCUCUCCGGUGCUUGGUCCACGUCGUCUGCCUCCCCGGCCCCGGUGUGCGCGGGCUCACGGGAGCCGGUGGUGCUGGGAGAGGCGCUCGGAUUCUGCGGCGGCUACGCCGGCCUGAGCUGCUGCGACGCCGCCGCCGACGCUGGACUCAGGGCGGAGCUCGACGGCCUGCGCAUCUCCGACGCCGCGUGCGCCGCCAUCGUGAAGGCCGUCCUGUGCGCGAGAUGCGUGCCAUCCCUCUCGGCCACGCUGUUCAACUCGGUUGACUCUGCGACGACCAUGAAGCUCGCCGUUCCUCUCCUCUGCGAGUCUACUCAGUCGUCGACCUCUGCCCAGCACCAGCCUGGCCCCCCUGCUACCCGGUUGCCAUGGGAGCAGGGCACGUUUUGCCUUGAGCGUAUCAGCACAGGAUCCUUUGUCACCAUGUCUGCUCACCCAGAUGGCUCAGGCCGAGUCUUCUUGUCCAGCCAGGACGGAAAGAUCUGGCUGGUUUCAAUGCCUCAUCAGGGAUCUGGAGUGACCCUGCAUUCUGACAGUCCUUUCCUUGACAUCUCGGAUCGAGUGCACCAUGAUGUGGUGCUCGGACUGGUGGGCGUGGCGUUUCACCCAGAGUUCACGACCAAUGGCCGCUUUUUCGUCUCAUACAACUGUGACAGCAGCACCUCACCGGUCUGUGGUGCCGGCACGUGCUGGGGUUCUGCUGCCGGAAAUGGCUCCCAGCUGUGCAGGUAUCAGCUUGUCGUCUCCGAGUUCUCUGCUAAAGGUGGCACUGACUAUUCGAAGGUUCAUUUGUCUACCUGUGAUUUUCAGGAGAAAACAGAUGGACAAGUGACCGUGCCACUCCAAGAUAGAGAAGCCAGAGAUCUUUGCUGCGGGUCUGAACAACCCAAGCGGAUGCAGUUUCGACUCCAACAGGCCUUCCUACUUAAAGCAGUGCGAGCUAGUGCAUCUUAUCACGAGGGUAGAAACUACAGUGGCUCCUCAAUGAAGGUGACUGUCUCCAGCAUCAUCGACCACGGCCGUCCCACUGAUGGCAGGAUGCCAUCGAUCAUUGGUGGUCUCAUGUAUAGAGGGUCCGCAGAUCCCUUGCUGAAAGGAAGGUAUCUGUAUGUUUAUGCCUCCAGUGUGUGGGCUGGCGUGGAUGCCCUUGAGAGCAGGAGCAGCGGGCGCAGCGCCUCUGCUCAGGUCCCCAUCGUCAAGUGCUCCAGGAGCAGCCCUGUGCCCUGCAAUGGCAUCGGCAUCGGCAUCACUGGGCGUGUGCUGUCCUUGGGCGAGGACAGCAGCAAAGACGCAUGCCGUCCUCGCCACCAGAGGCGUGUUCGAUUGGUUCCACCCAGCCUAUGCGGCGUCACUCAGCCACUGCCGCAGCCUGCACGUGGUGAAGGCUGGGUGCUGUCCGUGUUGGGAUAUGCGCUGUUGUUUGCGCUCUACCUGGUCUGGAUGACAGUAUUUGGCGGUGGAGGACAGAUUAAGAGAAGCUGUAACGAGUGCUUCCGCGAGAUCAGUUGCUGCACCUUUUAUUUCUGGGGAACCCGCAAGAGAUCAGCUCGUAUUACUAAGAAAAAAGAGGCGCGGUGGACAAUGAACAACUGA
Molecule: messenger RNA, 1668 nt
Organism: Miscanthus lutarioriparius
Lineage: Eukaryota; Viridiplantae; Streptophyta; Magnoliopsida; Poales; Poaceae
Source: the annotation of a GenBank genome assembly